AUGCUGCGAAUCCCGCGGGUGUGGCGCAACCGCCCCGUCAACGUGACGCGCAUCGUCGCCAAACAGUCGCACUUCGAUCUGUGCGUCAUUGGCGGCGGGCCGGCCGGCAUUGCGGCCGCGCUGCGGGCGGUCGACUACAACAAGCGCGUGUGUCUCGUUGAGGCGAACCGCAUCGGCGGCACGGACGUGUGGAAUGGUACGCUGCAGUCCAAGACGCUGUGGGAGAUGGCAAAGUACGCCUCACGGCUCUCUGGCAACGCGGCUCGGCGCGUCUUCGAGGACGACGUGGUGGCGGGGCUGCAGAGCAAAGUUAGCGACGCGCGGGUACUGAGGACGCUGCAGGAAGUCAGCGCGACGCGCGAGCGGCAGCUGCUGGAGGUCCUCCGUGCCGCCGGGGUGCAGCUGGUGCUCGGCAGGGGCAUGUUCUCGUCGCCGUACGAGCUGGACGUGCGCAGCAGCGGCACCGGCGAGUACAACGUGCUGACGGCGGACUACUUCGUCAUCGCGACCGGCUCGACGCCGCGCACGCACCCGCACGUCGUGACGGACUGCCACCGCGUGGUGACGACCGACACCAUCAU
This is a messenger RNA of Trypanosoma grayi, 581 nucleotides long. RefSeq names its product dihydrolipoamide dehydrogenase. Gene Ontology annotation, cellular component: oxoglutarate dehydrogenase complex; mitochondrion. The record is from RefSeq and is a predicted model, not a curated record. Lineage: Eukaryota; Euglenozoa; Kinetoplastea; Trypanosomatida; Trypanosomatidae. The transcript has a single exon. The annotation marks the transcript as partial. Gene Ontology annotation, molecular function: dihydrolipoyl dehydrogenase (NADH) activity; flavin adenine dinucleotide binding.